Messenger RNA from Dentiscutata heterogama, 141 nucleotides. NCBI's taxonomy places the organism in Eukaryota, Fungi, Glomeromycota, Glomeromycetes, Diversisporales, Gigasporaceae. The record is from the annotation of a GenBank genome assembly.
CAUUUAGACGCAUCACCGGACAUUGGAAAACCGUCCGAAUUGUCCAUGCAAUAUUAUCGGACAUUGUUCAAUCCCAAUUGUAACUGCGCCUUGUCAGACACUGGAAACCACAUAGGACAAUUUGGAAAUGUCCGAUGUCCG